CAUAGUGAGACCCUGUCUCAAAAAACCAAAACCAAAACUUCUGAGUUAACUUCAGAGUUACUCGUUCCUGUCCUUUGUCCUUUUACUUUGGGGUGUACUUAUUUUCAGACCCGCUGUUCUAGGUUUGCAGUUGUUCCUCCAUGUCUGCGAACCAAUGGUUUGUGAACCCCUGGGGGUACAACUGUUGCAGACCCCAAAUCUCUGUGUAACAGGGGCAGCAUUGGCAUUAGCUCUGCAGUCCUCCCAGACCCCUGGUCGUUUUCAGACUGGGUGCCGUGCCUCGCCCUGUGGAAAUGCUACAUUAACAGUUGUUACACUGUAAUGUUCAGAGGGUGCAUAUGACAGAGGGAAAGACUGUGCACGGCAGGACAGAUGUAAUCUGAGAAAGAAACUCUGUCUGCUGUGGUUUGAUUCCUCUGAUGCACAGCGGUAGGCAGGGGUGAGAGACACUGAGGUCUGAGUGUGGCAUCUGUUGGGGCGCACUCACUGGUGGGCAUCAUGGGCAUCAUGAGGUUUGUUUGUUUGUUCUUGGUACUGGGGAUCAAACUCAGGACCUUGAGCUUUCGGGGCAGGCACGGCGCCACCGAGCAUCCCCAGCCCUACAGAUUGUUUUAACAGGUAAUUAAUAUAGAGAAUUGUUAUCCAGCUACUAGAGAACUAAAUAUGUAAGACAGUGAGGUAAGGAGGAAUCAUGUGGAUUUCAGUUGUAGGAGCAGCUACAAAGGGCAGAGGUUGGAAUCCUCCCAACUCAGAAGCUGGAGGAGGCUGCAGCAUGGGUUUGGGCUGUGGGGAGCGGGUGCUGUCCACACAGGUGGCUGGGGUGGGAUCUGGGCUCUGGGGUCUGGAAGAGGAUCCCGGAGGAGGAGGAGCAGGAGCUGGGCCCUCAGGUGCUGGGGUCUCUGACGGGGUGUGACGGGCUGGUUGUGGCAGACUGGACCCCAAACUGCGGCUGGGGCCCACGGAGGGCCUCGGCUGGAGACCGCUACUAGGGAAAAGCGGGCAGGAGGGCACGCGCGCCCCUCUCCUCCGCCAGCCUCUGCGGUGCUCAGAGGGACGUGCGGGCUGGCCGUAGAGUCCCUCAGUUCUAGAAUCGGUUUCUUUGCAGUUGCUAGCGGCGGUGUGGCCUGAAGUCUAAACCGGAUGUACAGUGAGGCCGAGUCUAGUCCCCGAUUGUUUCUGGUCCAGCGAGACUCAAGUAAAUCACUUUAGAAUUUAAGAAAACAAAAAUAAGGUGCCUCACUUUGUUCGACUAGGACGUGGAUCAAAAGGGGGCAGGAAAGGCACGGACUGUCAGGGAACGGUUCCGCACUAGCGUGUGCUCCUCUUUGAGAUUUUUCAGAACUCUAAACUUCAGUGUUGUCCCACCCACCCCCUCCUCCCAACUCCUUUCUAACAGUGGUGUUUCUUUCCAGAUGGACACAGAAUGCGUCUAAAAAAAUUCAGAGCGUCGACGUCAGCAGAAUGGCAUCAAGUCCUCCCCAGUCCCUAAAAUCGUUCUGGUGUCCGGGAUGGCGAGGACACCUCACACAAGAGGUCCGAGUGGAGGGGAGCAGGGCAGGCACCCCGCUGGCCUGAAAUGGCUGGAACGAGGGAGAGGUCGGUAGCUUUGGCUCUGGUUUUUACUGCUGUUCCACACAGGCUGGGAUGUGUGGUUUGAACUUCCCCGCUGGCGCAGGAGAGAGAACGGGUACUGUUUCUUAUGCCCAAAUAUGUGAAAGAGGGGUGUGGAGCUUGAAUACCAGUCGUUGGUCCAACAGCAAAAAUGGAUCUCAGCUGGGUAUAGUGGUUUGCACCACCUCCCAGGAAGCUGAGGCAAGAGGACGCCCGUAGUCCCCGAGUUCGAGAGCAGCCCGGGUAACACAGGGAGACUCAGAACAAACAACGAUGAAUCCGGACUUGAUUGCAGUUGGUACUCAAAUGCCAAAGUAUCUUUCCUGAGUGACAGAGCAUUCAUAUUUGUAGACUACAGCAGUUAUUUGGGCAAUGAAAGCAGCUCUCCCCAAAGUCUGUACGAAAUAUGUUCCUUCUAUCUUCAUCACUUUCUUUCUUUGUGAAUUAUUUUUUAAUUCACACCAUUCCCAUGCGACCAUAAGGGUGUUUAUGUAUUCACUCGUUCUGCACCUAUUUCCCGAGCCCUGCCUCCUCCUAAGGAAGUCCUGGCCCCAGGGGGAGUCCAGGGAGGCAGGAAGAUGGGAGAGAAGCUCUCAGUCCAGUGGGGGAGAGAUACGUGGGAACAGAUAAUCACCGCACGGUGUGACAGUGACUCCAGGGGUAAAGAACACUUCCACUGCCUUCCGGAUGUGGUCAGGGCAGGAGUGACAUCUGAGCUGUGUCUUGCAGAGCCGAGGCCCCUCCAGGUGGAGAAGAAGGAGACCCUGCGCUGGGGGAUCAGCUCGGGCUCAGGUACAAGGUGGGAAGGAGCCGUGUGCGGCGGGGAGAACGCAGGAACAGAGGCCUCUGAGCCACAGAGCUCGGAAAGGCACUGAUACGCAGGUCCAGCCAUGGCCUCAGCAGCUGUUGCCUCCUGUGGUCGUCACUGCACAGGUGCAGGUGUGUGUGUGGGGGGUGCCACCUCAGGCACUGGUUCUCUUCCUGUUCCCAACAAUAACAUUUCUGGACGGACAGCUUCGUGCCAUCCUGGCUUUUCCUUUCUCCCAGGCACAUUUGCACUUGUGCAGUGGCUGUGAGUCCCUCCCUCAUUGGUUUUUAUUCUUCCUUCUCGCACAUCUGUAGGGAAGGAGGAAGGUUGAGAGAAGCCAGCAGUGACACGUAGGUGAGGCCAGCUGUGCUGGAGGAAGGAGCUGGUGGGAGCCCAAGAAACCCGCUGUGGUCUGGUGGAGCGGUUGUGGGCUCAGGGCGUGACCUCUCAUGACCUCCUCCAGCUGCAGCCAGCAAUCUUUGAAUGAGUGUGGGUGCCGUUCCAAAGAGGGAAUCUGUCGUAGAUCUUCCCCGGGCUUGUGAAUUGGGCCUUUAAAAGGCGUGCAGAGUCCUUUGCUGGAUUAAUGAGGGAUAUGCCUGCAAAGUCAAGAGAAAGCCUAGUCCUGGGUGAUCUGUGAUGAUGAAUCUUCUUACUCUUUCUGAUAUACACUGAUAUUCAGUCUUGACCCCGAGAGACUAAAUUACUUAACAAGCUGAGUACAUUAAAAAUGUUUUUAGCUGAAUUCUCUGCUCUGGUUUGUAUGCCUCUCAAAUUCAUAGAUUAAUGUCCUACCCCCAGGUGCAGCUCUUGGGAUGGGAAUAGUGGCCUUAUACAAGAGACCCCAAUGUCCCUUUUGUUCUGUGAGGAUUCAGACAAGUAGCUGCCACCUGUGACCCAGGAAUCACUCACUGCUCACCUUGAUCUUGGACUACCUGGUCUCCAGAACUGGCUCAGGAUGCUGGUGCUGCGAGCUGUUCUACUGCUGUUAGCCCUGCCCAGCCAUGCUGAGGAAACCACGAGUGCAGGGCCAGGAGCCCUGCUUCCGCUACCCAAGGGGGCCUGUGCAGGUUGGCUGGCGGGCAUCCCAGGGCAUCCUGGACACAAUGGGAUCCCAGGCCGUGAUGGGAGAGAUGGCACCCCUGGCGAGAAGGGCGAGAAAGGAGAUGCAGGUCUUAUUGGUCCUAAAGGUGACAGUGGUGAAACUGGAGUGACUGGGGUUGAAGGUCCUCGAGGUUUUCCAGGAAUCCCAGGCAGGAAAGGUGAACGUGGAGAAAGUGCUUAUGUGUACCGCUCAGCAUUCAGUGUGGGGCUGGAGGCCCACGUCACCGUCCCUAAUGUUCCCAUUCGCUUUACCAAGAUCUUCUACAAUCAGCAGAACCACUAUGAUGGCACCACCGGCAAAUUCCACUGCAACAUUCCUGGGCUGUACUACUUCUCCUACCACAUCACAGUCUAUCUGAAGGAUGUGAAGGUCAGCCUCUUCAGGAAGGACAAGGCUGAGCUCUUCACCUAUGACCAGUACCAGGAGAAGAAUGUGGACCAGGCCUCUGGCUCUGUACUCCUCCAUCUGGCUGUGGGUGACCAAGUCUGGCUUCAGGUGUACGGGGAUGGAAACCACACUGGACUCUAUGCAGACAAUGUCAACGAUUCUACCUUCACAGGCUUCCUUCUGUACCAUGACAUUGAUCUCUCUUAACUCAGAGCCUCCAUCAGGCUACACAGCCCAGAAGUCAAUUAAAGCACAGUCAACAAGCUUUCAGCAUAGUUAUGAGAUUGAUUUUGCUGUCUAAUUUGAGUUCUGAACAUUAUCCCUUCAUUCAUUCUUUCAUUCAUCAAGUGCCUUUUUCUAAAAAUCACAUACUAUAGUCCUGAAGAAGACCUGGUCCUUUUAGGAUCUCUUAUGUAGUAGCAACAUUGGACAGUAAUAACAUUUACUGGCGGGCUUCAUGUACAUGAUAUGGUAACAACUAAAAGGAAGUAGUUGACAAUGCUAUUUUGUGCCCAUUGUCCCAGGAAAGAUGCACUUCUCUUUUUUAUAGUGGGGUUGAGACAGUUAAGUGAAUGUUUUAGGUCACACACAGGUAUUAAAUGGCAGAGCUAAAGAUGAAACCCAGAGUCAUGGACUCUUCCCAUUAACUGUGCCCUUUUGUGGAAGUGCAUGGAGUCUUUGGAGUGUCAAUGGGGGAUCUGUUCCCUCACCAAGGGCCUCUGAGUCUGGCUUCAUCAAGUUAAAAGUUUUCCCCAGCAGAACUGGGAUGACCCUGUGAUGAGUUGCAGCCCAGCCCUGCUCUGUGGUUUCUCUUUCCUGUAUCUCCUUGCACACUCUUCCCCCUAGAAGGGAAAAUGGCUUGCACUUCCCCAUGCUGAAUUCCGCUGUGUUCCUCCUGGCUAGGAGCUUCCAUGAUGCUUUCCUGUCUUAGUUGCUUUCUUGUUCCUGAGACACAAUACCCAACUUAAAGGAAGAGAGGUUGGUACUGGCUCAUGGUUUACUGCAUAGACGACUGGCUCCAAGGCAACAUGGCACAGCACGGGGGCAAGGCAGAGGAGUAGCUGCUCGCCUGGCAUGGCAGACAGGAAGCAGAGGCUGAAGGGAGGAACUGGCAGGGACAUGAACCCUUGGAGGCCACACCCCAGUGACCUAUCUCUUCUGACCAGACCCUGCCUGCUAAUAGCAAGUUAGCUUCAAGUCCCAUUAAUCCAGUCAUCUUCCAAAAGUCCCACCUACGAACACACAAAGAUCUUGAGGGACAUCUGUACUUCCAGGACUCCUCUACGUUUAGCUAUUGCUGAAAACCCUGGGUGUGGAGACAUCUGCCCCCGAGAGGUCCUUACUCUGCAGUAAGGACGGUGCUUCCUUCACCUCUGAAUCCUUCACAGGUCCUUAACAAACGUCUGCUGAAGACCAAUCUCUUGAACUCCAUAUCUACCCAGAAUUAACUCCAUUUCAAUCUCUCCACAUAACCAAUUUUUAUUUAUAAAAGCACUUUCAUUGUAGUAAUUUCAUUGUUCACAUCAAAGGCUUGAAUCUUUUCAAAACUCUGAUGAUAGGGAUAAUUGUGCUUUCCAGAACAUUUAAAGAAUUCUCCCUCAAAGAGAUAGCUUGAGCUCAAAACACAAAACCUAUGGAGGAAUUUGGAAGUUAUUCUUUCCAUUGAUCCUGGUAAGUUCAGGGAAGAUUUGGGCCUCCUGAAUUUAUUCUUCUUCUUUAAGAAUUACAAGUGGUUGGGCCGGGGAUUUAGCUCAGUGGCUCUGCAGC
Messenger RNA from Fukomys damarensis (Damara mole-rat), 5675 nucleotides. RefSeq names its product adiponectin, C1Q and collagen domain containing (gene Adipoq). The record is from RefSeq and is a predicted model, not a curated record. The transcript is spliced from 3 exons. NCBI's taxonomy places the organism in Eukaryota, Metazoa, Chordata, Mammalia, Rodentia, Bathyergidae. Gene Ontology annotation, molecular function: protein binding. Bases 3375 to 4115 code for a protein of 246 amino acids.